GUCUCGAGCUCCCUUCGAUGUCGACCUCGAGCGUCGCGUGCCUUCUCUCUCUCUUCCCCUUACUACCUCUCACCCUAUGUCUGUGCUCUAAAACCAGUGUUCUUUUUUACCUGAACUUUCUGCCCUUCUAGGCUUCGAGAAGGGGAUUUUUGGGCUUGGUUUUUAAUCCCAUUGUGUCUCUGUUUUUCUUUCCCUGAUUUCUCGUUGUAUCUCUGCGAUGGGAGGACGUCUUCCGAAGCUUCCCCUCUCUAGUUGAAGCCCUUCACUCCAUCAGAUGUCCUCCCUCUCACGGCUCUCCCCUACUAGCCCAAAGAAGCCGAGGUUCUCGUCAUCGAAAGCUUAUGGGGUUGGAGAUUGGCUGAAGACAACUACAGAGAGGAGAGAGGAAGGAGAAGGCCACUAGACAGAGGAGAGAGGGAGGUGGAAAAGGGUGGGGCGAAUUUUGGAAUAUGAUAAAGUUUUGGACUUCCUAAAAAUAAUUCGCGGAUCCGCUAGUACACGUGUUUUGUAGUUAUUGGUUCGUUGAUUGAUGACAUGGUGGGCUAAGUCCAUCUAAUAAUUCCUCUGCCUAGAAGACAAAAGGAAGAGGCUGAAAAGGCAAAAGAGCUUUCUCUGAGAAAGUAUUUCCACUCUCGUCUUCAUUCCAUUGCCAUUACCCUUCCCUUCACUUCGGCCGUCUCUGCAUACUUGUCGUAAAAAUAAAAUAAGGCGAAGAUAGGCGAAGAUGGGCGAAGCUCCUUUACCAUGGAACCUUUUCUUCCUCAUCAAGGGCUUCUUCAGCAAGCUACACUGAUAAUCAAUGCUGCGUGUUGAAGCUUGGGACACAAAUUGAGGCUAAACACCACCCCCCCCCCCCCCCCCCCCCCCCCCCCCCCCCCCCAAAACAAACUUACGAGAGGCCCCAAGCUCUGACCCCUUUCCGCCCCUCCAAUGGCGGAAACCAAGGUGGAGACCAUAUCGAGGCUUGCCCAGUGGAAGAUCGACAACUUCGGCCCCUGGUCCUUCAAGAAAUCCGAACCUUUCAAAAUUGGCAUCUGGAACUGGUACUUGUCGGUGGAGAAGAAUCGGUACAUGUACGUCCGGCUGUUCCCUGAGCCGUCGAGGCUGUCUAAGGAACAGUCCCCGCUCGCCCGGUUUGUUCUGAGGGUGUCCGUCGCUGGUGCUAACCGCAGAUUCUACAUCUCUCCCGUUCAUGAAAGACUGCUACGGUCGUGCGACGACUUCAUGUGGCCUGUUGAUUGCGCCUUUCAUGGUCGCUUUGUCAUUGAUGUCGAGUUUCUGGAUCUCAAAAUUUGCCCGUUAAAUAACGGAGAACCAAGCCCAGUGUGGUCAAGCAAUGGGUCAAUGCAGUCAGUGGCAAGUCAGAGUACACUCAGGUGCCUUUCCCGUAUGCUCGAUGAGGCAAUCCAUUCUGACGUCACCAUCAACACGUCUGAUGGCAAUCUGAGGGCUCACAAGGCAAUCCUCUCCGCAAGCUCGCCGGUAUUCCAUAGUAUGUUCAGGCACAACCUCAAGGAGAAGGAAUCCUCCAUCAUCCACAUCGAGGACAUGACCCUGGAGUCCUGCAUGGCUCUUCUCAGUUAUUUGUAUGGAACAAUAAAGCACGAAGAUUUCUGGCAGCACCGGCUGGCCCUCCUAGGUGCCGCCAACAAGUAUGGGAUCUCAGAUCUGAAGGAUGCCUGCGAAGAGAGCUUGUUGGAAGACAUAAAUUCAAGUAACGUCCUUGAGCGGCUUCAGGAUGCGUGGCUCUACCAGCUGGACAAGCUGAAGAAGGGGUGCUUGACGUACCUAUUCGACUUCGGUAAGAUUUAUGAUGUGAGGGAGGAGAUCGAUAACUUCUUCAGGCAGGCCAAUCGGGAGCUGAUGCUGGAGAUGUUUCAGGAGGUACUUACUGUCUGGAAACUCACAUGAGAAAAAUUAUAUUAACAUCAUCUUUGGUCCUAGAAUUACACGUUAGAACUAUGUAUGCCAUAUAUUACGCAUGUUUUGGGCCACAAAGGGUUCAUUAAGCAAACGAUGAUGUGUGAGUAUCAUGUGACUCUAACAAUAUAGAGUAUGUUCGUGGCUUGCUUGUGUUUGAUCAGCUGUUCAAUGCAAGCAUUACACGAUGGGAGAUUGUAGCUUUUGCUAAAUGAAUAGAUAUUAUUCGCCCCUCUGCUGUUAAAAUUUUCUAAA
Molecule: messenger RNA, 2175 nt
Organism: Punica granatum (pomegranate)
Lineage: Eukaryota; Viridiplantae; Streptophyta; Magnoliopsida; Myrtales; Lythraceae
Source: RefSeq, a predicted model, not a curated record